AUGCCUCGCUUCCGCCAACUUUUCGUCUCUCUUCUCUUCUGCACGGUGACUGUCUUGGCCUCGACGGGCCUUAUCCACCUCAAGGCGUCGCCCCAGCUCGCACGGUCGCGGGAAGCGUAUCUCCAAGCAGCCGCGCGCUGCCUUCUCCAGACACGCACCUCGACGCUUGGCGCCUUUGUCAAAGCUGUACCGACCCCGCGGGGUCCUUGGAUGCUCGUGUCAGACGUUGCAGCGCCGGUCGUGGCCGUCCGCGGCUGUCCCAAGCUCGGUUUUGCCUGGAAACGGUAUGCCACCCAGCUCAACCGCACGCUUGACAACGUCGUCUCGGCGCUCGCAUCGCAGACGUACUACGCCGUGCUCGUCGUCGAUGCGCUGGGUUGUGACGUGGCACUGUCUCCGACGUCGGCGACGGUCGACACGCAUGAGGUGCACACGAUGCUACAGCGCGUGCACCGCGGAGUGCUACGCGGUAUCAGCACCGCGCCUGCGACCGCCGGGUGUCCAUUGGCGGCGUGGUCGAUGGAUGGCCGCGUCACUGCCCCGAGCCCCGGGACGCUCACGGUUGCGCUCAACUACGACGUCGCAAUGCACGGUAGUGUCCACGCCGUUCAACUGACCGCCCUCGAGCGCUAG
This is a messenger RNA of Saprolegnia parasitica CBS 223.65, 633 nucleotides long. RefSeq lists its product as hypothetical. Bases 1 to 633 code for a protein of 210 amino acids. NCBI's taxonomy places the organism in Eukaryota, Oomycota, Saprolegniomycetes, Saprolegniales, Saprolegniaceae. The transcript has a single exon. The record is from RefSeq and is a predicted model, not a curated record.